Messenger RNA from Soboliphyme baturini, 414 nucleotides. Lineage: Eukaryota; Metazoa; Nematoda; Enoplea; Dioctophymatida; Soboliphymatidae. The record is from the annotation of a GenBank genome assembly.
AUGAUUCAGGAAGCGCGUUGUUUGAUUCUUGUCGCUUCCGUGUGUCUGCUAAUCGCCCGGAUCGUUUGCGAGAAAAUCGAGUACAAAGAUUGCGGUUCGACGAACGCGAAGAUCGUCAGCAUGCAGCUGAGUCCGUGUGACAACGUCUCUUGCUGCUCCCUGAAGCGAGGUACCUCGGUGGACGUGAAGAUCACCUUCACUCCGGAAAUCGAAGUUACAAAGUUGACAGCCACGAUGGUGGCUAUUUAUCGAGGGUCCCAGAUAGCGUUGCCUUUGCCUAACCGAAACGGUUGCGUGAAUUCUGGACUCGUCUGUCCGCUAAAGAAAAAUGCAACUGUGACCAUCACUCAGCGGUUAAAAGUAGACAUGGUUUACCCGAAGGUGAGCAGUGGGAUAUCACUUUUAAUAGAAUAA